CAAGCACAAGCCUAUGAAUAUUUGAUAAAAGUGAUCCGUGUGAACACACAGAAUACAAUUCACCACCUCAAAUUAUACUACAUUCACAAUGAUCGCACGUGUCGGUUUAUCUAACUUGGUUCGUCCGGCCCACCAGCUCGUCAGACCAUCUAUUGUCCGUGCCCUUAAAACCAUCCCAGAACCGGCUGGCGGUAUUGUCGGUACCGUUAACGAUGCCUACAUUGUCCCGUCAGCCCAGAAGUUGGAGGGUUCCUACCACUGGACCUCCGAGAGACUUGUUGCCGUUGGUUUGGUCCCAUUGACCGUCAUGCCUUUGGCUGGCGGCGACUUCUCCGCUACCCUUGAUACCGCCUUGGCCUCCUUGUUGUUGAUCCACUGCCACGCUGGUUUCCAGGCGUGUAUUGUCGAUUACAUUCCAAAGAGAGUCUACGGUGCAAUCCACAGCUACGCCAUGAUGCUUUUGACCUUUGGUACCAUGGUCAGUGGUUACGGUAUCUACAACUUGGAGAAGGAGGAUGGUUUGACCGGUUUGGUCAAGAAGCUCUGGAAGGCUUAAAUCCCUGGCUGGUUUUUGUUCAUAGGCGCCAUUGCUUUAGCCCUCAUUUCAGUUCAUGCACAGUCUCUCCCUAGAACCUAGGUGAG
Messenger RNA from Babjeviella inositovora NRRL Y-12698, 642 nucleotides. Its product is annotated as succinate dehydrogenase membrane anchor subunit. The transcript has a single exon. Gene Ontology annotation, biological process: tricarboxylic acid cycle; mitochondrial electron transport, succinate to ubiquinone. Gene Ontology annotation, cellular component: mitochondrial envelope; membrane. Lineage: Eukaryota; Fungi; Ascomycota; Pichiomycetes; Serinales. The record is from RefSeq and is a predicted model, not a curated record. The coding region runs from base 89 to 556 and encodes 155 amino acids. Gene Ontology annotation, molecular function: ubiquinone binding; heme binding.